Molecule: messenger RNA, 190 nt
Organism: Adineta steineri
Lineage: Eukaryota; Metazoa; Rotifera; Eurotatoria; Adinetida; Adinetidae
Source: the annotation of a GenBank genome assembly
AUGAAUGUUGUAGAAAACUUUCUGGUGUAAGAAUCCAUUAACACCACCACAUACAGUCAUGUCAGCUUCAUUUGUACGGAGACAUUGCACAGCCAUAUGUAAAGUUUCUCAAGAAGAUGAACAAGCAGCAUCUGAUGAUACAUUUGGAUCAUGUAAAUUAAAAUGGUAUAAUAAACUAUUAGGUCUAUAA